Molecule: messenger RNA, 1624 nt
Organism: Boleophthalmus pectinirostris (great blue-spotted mudskipper)
Lineage: Eukaryota; Metazoa; Chordata; Actinopteri; Gobiiformes; Gobiidae
Product: proteoglycan 4-like
Exons: 2
Coding region: 228-527 (99 amino acids)
Source: RefSeq, a predicted model, not a curated record
GGACUAAACCAGGACUAAACCAGGACUGAACCAGGACUGAACCAGGACUGAACCAGGACUAAACCAGGACUGAACCAGGACUGAACCAGGACUAAACCAGGACUAAACCAGGACUAAACCAGGACUAAACCAAGACUAAACCAGGACCUGGAUUUGAGCUCGACUCUGUCUGGAGAAACUUGAAUCAUUCACAAAUUUUUUUCUGGAAACUUCUAUAAAAAUGCCACAUGGUCGUCGCUGCAGCUGAGAAGAACCACAGAGUCCAGACCCGACCCCAGAGUCCGGACCCGACCCGACCCAGAGUCCAGACCCGACCCCAGAGUCCGGACCCGACCCGACCACAGAGUCCAGAGAGACCCGACCCAGAGUCCAGACCCGACCCCAGAGUCCAGACCCGACCCCAGAGUCCGGACCCGACCCGACCACAGAGUCCAGACCCGACCCCAGAGUCCGGACCCGACCCGACCACAGAGUCCGACCCGACCCCAGAGUCCGGACCCGACCCGACCACAGAGUCCGGACCAUGACCAGACUCCUCACUCUGACCUCUGACCUCUGACCCGCUGUACUUGACCCUGAGGUUUGAACUUCAACAUUUUGUCCGAAAUUAAAAUGAAAACAUUAAGAACAGACCAAUCAGACGCCUUGUUUCCCCGAGGCCCCUCCCCCUGGUUUUAGCAACAGGUUUGAUUGACAGCUCCAGAUUAUCUGCUGUAACUGCAGUUGUCCAUGAGCUUCAUUUGACUGGAGCCUGGUCUUCACAAAGUUUAUUCAGAUGUUUAAAACGAACGAAGCCGCGGCUGGAGAAUCGUCUGUCGCUGAGGAGGAGAAGGAGGAAGAAGAAGACAAAAGCUCAGCCCACUCCCGCAUCCCUCUCACAAAUCCAAAGAGACGUGGAUCAAAGUCCCGAGACAGAACUGGACCAGGACCAGGACCAGGACCAGGACCAGGAGGACGACACGAGGAGCCUGAAGCAUCAGCAGCAUUUGAACAACAACAAACCACAAACAGGAUCCAGGAAACAAACUCAGUCACAUUUAACAUCACAACAAAACAAACUCUUACUUUAAUAUUCAGAUUAAAUCACAAUCAACAUUUUCAUCUGUUUACAUGAACAUGAACAAGACGAAGUCAGUUUGAUUUAGAAUUUAAUUAUUUUUAUUCAUAUUUAAAUCUCAUGUAAACGUGGACACCACACACUCUUUCUGGACUUUUUACAAAAUUUCUGCUCUGGGGAAAAAAAAAAAACUACAUGAAGAAAGUUUCACCUCUUUAAGUCCAACAAGAAAAUAUUCAGAAUUUAAUCGAGUUUCAAAUCAUGAAGUUUGACUCAUUUUAGUCUGAACUUUAUUUAAGUCAAAGCUGCUGAAGGACACAGACUUUACUCCUCAUGAAGUAAAAGUUUAUUUAACACUUGACCUGUAGUAAAAAUACAUUUAACACCUGUACUGUUACUGUGUACUGUUACUGUGUACUGUUACUGUGUACUGUUACUGUGUACUGUUACUGUGUACUGUUACUGUGUACUGUUACUGUGUACUGUGUAGGUUACUACAUUCCUGAAGCUCUGAGUUCUGUUGUUUCAUUUCAUUUUGUCAAUAAAACUUUACAGGUUUGAACCGGA